GAAAGAAAGUCCCAAAAACAAAAAACCAAUUUUAAAAAACACAAACCCAUUCGUGCGUCUCUGGCUAAUUAAGUUAAAACACUAAUGGACACUUCUUCUUCACUUUUGUUCUUCUCCUUCUUCUUCUUUAUCAUCAUCGUCAUCUUCAACAAGAUCAACGGUCUCAGAUCAUCCCCAGCUUCAAAGAAAAAACUUAAUGAUCAUCAUGUUACAUCCCAGAGUCACGGACCAAAGUUUCCACACGGAAGCUUGGGAUGGCCCGUCAUCGGUGAAACCAUCGAGUUCGUCUCUUCUGCUUACUCAGACCGUCCUGAGAGUUUCAUGGACAAGCGUCGUCUCAUGUAUGGGAGAGUGUUUAAGUCGCAUAUUUUUGGAACGGCGACGAUCGUGUCGACGGAUGCUGAAGUGAACAGAGCCGUUUUACAGAGCGACUCGACAGCUUUCGUGCCGUUUUACCCAAAAACGGUAAGGGAGCUAAUGGGAAAAUCGUCGAUACUUCUUAUCAACGGGAGUUUACAUAGACGGUUCCAUGGAUUAGUCGGUUCUUUCUUAAAGUCGCCACUUCUCAAAGCUCAAAUCGUUAGAGACAUGCACAAGUUUUUGUCGGAAUCCAUGGAUCUAUGGUCCGAGGACCAACCUGUGCUCCUCCAAGACGUCUCCAAGACUGUUGCAUUCAAAGUACUUGCCAAGGCAUUGAUAAGUGUAGAGAAAGGAGAAGAUUUAGAAGAGCUAAAGAGAGAGUUUGAAAAUUUCAUAUCAGGACUCAUGUCAUUACCAAUUAACUUCCCUGGAACGCAACUCCAUAGAUCUCUCCAAGCUAAGAAGAAUAUGGUGAAGCAAGUUGAAAGAAUCAUAGAAGGCAAAAUUAGGAAAACAAAGAACAAGGAGGAAGAUGAUGUUAUUGCAAAGGAUGUUGUGGAUGUGUUGCUUAAGGACUCAAGUGAACAUUUAACUCACAAUUUGAUUGCUAACAAUAUGAUCGACAUGAUGAUCCCUGGCCACGAUUCUGUCCCUGUCCUCAUUACCCUUGCCGUCAAAUUCCUCUCUGAUUCUCCUGCUGCCCUCAAUCUCCUAACGGAAGAAAACAUGAAGCUGAAAAGUUUGAAGGAAUUGACAGGAGAGCCACUAUAUUGGAAUGACUACUUGUCGUUACCUUUUACACAAAAGGUGAUUACAGAGACACUGAGAAUGGGAAAUGUUAUAAUUGGAGUGAUGAGAAAGGCGAUGAAAGAUGUUGAAAUAAAAGGAUAUGUGAUACCAAAAGGAUGGUGUUUCUUGGCCUAUCUCAGAUCAGUUCAUCUUGAUAAGCUUUAUUAUGAGUCUCCCUACAAAUUUAAUCCCUGGAGAUGGCAAGAAAGGGACAUGAACACGAGUAGUUUCAGUCCUUUUGGAGGUGGUCAGAGAUUGUGCCCUGGUCUCGAUUUGGCUCGUCUUGAAACUUCAGUUUUUCUUCACCAUCUUGUCACUCGCUUCAGGUAACUAUCAGUUACAUGGAUACAAAAUUAUUUAAUAUUUGUUGUAAUCUUUAAAUUUCAAAACAAACAAGAGGGUGUGGUAAUUAGUGCUCUACACUUUAGACAAAAUGGUACGUUCGGACCAAAUAAAUCUAAAUGUCUAAUCUCUUUUUGACAAGUUGGACUUAACUCUUAAACGAUAUACAGAGACUUAUUUGAAAAUAUGUUGGUGAUUAUGAUAUGCAGAUGGAUAGCAGAAGAAGACACAAUCAUAAACUUCCCAACGGUGCAUAUGAAGAACAAAUUACCCAUUUGGAUCAAAAGAAUAUAAAUCAUUUUUCUUAAGUGAAAAAUGGAGAAUCAGUUUUGCAUUAUCAAACUCUAAAAGGUUAAAGAAGUCACACGAGUGUUUUGUAAGUGGGAAGUGAAAAAGAUAGUGAGACAGCAAAAGGUAAGAAAAAAAGAGAACAUGAUGGAGUUUGGAGACAAAAAAUGAUUCACACGUGUGGAAGACGAUAGCACACAUGCCAACUAUUUUGUCGUAUUCCUUCACAAGGCAAAUAAGGACAGAAUCACAAAACCUUUUUGUUGACCGUAUAUAUAUAUAUAUAUAUAUAUUUUUUUUUUGAAGUACAAAGGUGUAUGAUAAUUAUGCAUAUGAUAUAGAAUCCUAAUUUUCAUGACUAUUUCCUCUCUCUCUUUUUUUUUUUUAAAUGUUAAGGACGACUAUUCCUCUUCGUAUAUUAAAUUAUUAACUAAGAAAAUCAU
Arabidopsis thaliana (thale cress) is the source of this 2222-nucleotide messenger RNA. RefSeq names its product cytochrome P450, family 90, subfamily D, polypeptide 1 (gene CYP90D1). The coding region runs from base 85 to 1479 and encodes 464 amino acids. The transcript has 6 exons. Gene Ontology annotation, molecular function: heme binding; iron ion binding; 22alpha-hydroxysteroid 23-monooxygenase activity. Lineage: Eukaryota; Viridiplantae; Streptophyta; Magnoliopsida; Brassicales; Brassicaceae. Gene Ontology annotation, cellular component: endoplasmic reticulum membrane. The record is from RefSeq and is marked reviewed. Gene Ontology annotation, biological process: leaf development; brassinosteroid biosynthetic process.